This is a messenger RNA of Erigeron canadensis, 1468 nucleotides long. RefSeq lists its product as uncharacterized. Lineage: Eukaryota; Viridiplantae; Streptophyta; Magnoliopsida; Asterales; Asteraceae. Bases 142 to 1311 code for a protein of 389 amino acids. The transcript is spliced from 2 exons. The record is from RefSeq and is a predicted model, not a curated record.
CAUUACUUUCCAACUAUUAAUAUUCAAACUUCAGAGUAUUCAUUCAUAUUCAUAUGUGAAUAAUUCUAUUCUAUUAUUCUAUAUAUCUUUCUACAUCUAUUUUCACUCUCGAUCACGAACACCACCACCACCAUAUUCACCAUGGCUUUGUCUCUCAAACUAGCCAUAGUUUCCGGUACCGUCUUGUCAACCGCGGUCAUGUUAAAACUUUUAUCACCUUUCAUUAUGGAUUUUGCAGUAUCCGAUCUUCCAACCAUAUGGACAUCCUUAAUAGCAUGGCUUAAACCACCUUAUCUUUACGUUGUCAUAAAUUGUAUCAUUAUUACUAUUGUAGCUUCUUCAAGGUUACAAUCGAAAUUUGAGGGUUCACACUCGUUUUCAACUUACCCUACACCGGUUCAACAUGUUGAACCGGUUAAGGUAGUUCAACAUAUUGAACUAACACCGGCAGUUAUACCAUUUCAUACAGACUCACUGGUGAAUGAACCGGUGAUGAUUUCUAAUGUUAGUGUUUAUAAUAAUAGCCCAAAAUUUGUUCAAGUUGUUCCUGAACAAGAUUUUGGGCUAUUGGAGAAUAAACCGGUGAAGGUUUCGACUGGUAGUUAUGAUAGUGGUGCGCAAUUUGUUCAUGCUUCGGAACCGGAUUUGGUUGCUAUUAAUGAAUUAGUUAUGGAUGAUGAAAUGAGGAUAGCAAAGCAAGCUUAUGAAGAGAUUAAGAGAAAUAGUAAGGUUAAGAAGUCUGUAAUAUCGAUGUCCACGUGGACACCUUCAAAAAUGAAUCAAGUAGAUUUAUCUUCACCGAUGGCGAAACCACCGGCUUCGGCUAGAUUUAGCCAUCGGAAACAAGCCAAAGCCAACCUCGAAGGUGGAAGAACAUUGGGUGUAGCAAAACCAAAGAAGCAAGAAACGUUGGAGAGCACGUGGAAGACAAUUACCGAGGGCCGAGGGGUGCCUCUAACAAGGCACCUUCGUAAAUCCGACACCUGGGAGACCCACGGUCAACGUGACACUCCCAACUCGGAGGAUUUGUCGAUUGAUCAUGAUCAUUCUGAAAGAAUGACAAAAUCUGACACGUUUAAUGUCAACAAGAACAUUAGCGGCAGAGGCAGUAGCAAAAAGCCGCCGCCUCUUCCGUCCAAAUUAAGCCGCUCGGGUGGCUCGGGAAGGCUAAAGAAGGAACCAUCUUUGGGACAAGAGGAGUUGAAUCGGAAAGUGGAAGCAUUCAUCAAGAAAUUUAACGAGGAUAUGAGAUUACAAAGACAAGAAUCUAUGAAUCAAUACAUGGAGAUGAUUAACCGUGGGGCCCAGUAAUUUAACAACCGUAGUUACGUUUUGGAUUUUGUUCAGGACCAUUAAGAUAGUGGAUAAUGUUUCAUAGAUUGUCCUUUUUGUUUUACUUCUUUUGUGUUGGUCAUGGACAAAUUGAUGGUAAUGUUGUAGAAUCUUAUUAUAGUGGUUAAUUCUUGUA